Carassius auratus (goldfish) is the source of this 3017-nucleotide messenger RNA. RefSeq names its product nesprin-2-like. Gene Ontology annotation, cellular component: meiotic nuclear membrane microtubule tethering complex; nuclear envelope; membrane. The coding region runs from base 277 to 2223 and encodes 648 amino acids. Lineage: Eukaryota; Metazoa; Chordata; Actinopteri; Cypriniformes; Cyprinidae. The transcript has 13 exons. The record is from RefSeq and is a predicted model, not a curated record.
UUUCAAUUUGCUUAUAACUCAAAAGACUGAUGGCUAUGUUAAGUGACCUGAAAUAGUGUUUCUAUUUAUCGCACAGCAUAACGUUGUUGUUUUUUCUUCUUUGAUGCGUGUUAGUAAAGUAUACCUGGCAUUUAAAACCUGAUCAGAAGUAUUUUCAACUCGAGGAUGCAAACUUUUGCACCUGUAUGAUUCCUGAAACCCCGAGGGAUUCCCUGAAGGAGAAAACGGAAGCAGGAGUUAGGACAGGUUUUGCACGUGGCACUUGGUGAUGCCAGGAUGUUAGAAGAGACGUCACUCAAAGCCAGUCACCAUGGAAACACCAGAGCAGAUCCCAGAGGAAGUGAUGAAGAUGAAGAAGAGAAGCAAACAUGUGUUGAUAUGAACCCCCAAAGUGGUCUCUACCUGCAGUCCUCUGAGACCUGCUUUCCUUCGAGAAGCUCUCAACUGCAUGAUGAUUUGAAGGAGUUCUCGGAGUGCUCGUCCAUUGGAGACUUAAGCCAAGAUGCUUCCUUCUCCCUCGAGAGCUGCAUCAAGCUGGAAAGAAGGUGGAUGCUGUGGUACGAAUUCAAGAAAGAGCUCUCCUGUUUGGAUGACUGGCUUCGAUCAGCUGAGAAAAUGGCAGCAUCCCCAAACUCCAGCCAUGUGCUGUAUGUAACAGCAAAAGAGGAGUUACAAAAAUAUGAGAACCUGCGUGCUGAGGCCAGGAUACGUUUAACCCAGCUGGACGGACUGACCCAGAGGAGUCGAACUCUGGUUGGCCUGUUCAGAGGUGCUAUGGGUGCACGGCUCAUGGAAAUGAUAAAGGACUGCGGACAGCGCUGGGAUCAGCUCAGCAACACUGUGGAGACUGUGUGCCGCAGGUUGAAGCAUUUCGUCUGCCAGCGGGAGGAUUUUGAGAGGCAGAGGGAAGAGAUGGCAGUGUGGCUGGUUGAUCUGGACCUCCGGCUGACUGAAGUGGAGCACUUCUCAGGCAAAGACACCUGCUCGAAGAUGCACCAGCUUCAGGGGUUUCAAGAGGCAGUUGAAGAGAGUGCGGGUCGACUGAAUGAUCUGCUCCAGCAUGGAGAAGAGUUGAUCCAAAGAAGCGAGCCGGCUGAUGCCCAGGCCAUCGAGAACCAGCUGCAGGAACUCCUGCUCCACUGUACCCGUGUCUUUCAGGGCCUGGGCCAUCUGCACACGCGCCUGCUCAGCAUGAGACUGGUUUUUGAGGAGGACUGGGCUCUGUGCGCCCCUGACUCUGGCUGUCCGUCUGAGAGUAUGCUGGAGGAUGAGUGUUUUAUAGACCGCAGCAUGGCUCCUCGGUCCAGUCAAGAUCACCUGGUCCUGGAGUGGGACCCUUCAGUGGACAUUGGUGGUUCAAUCUCUCAUGAUGGCACCGACUCGUCCUCUUUCAGUGCAGCUGCAGGUGUGCCUUACACAGAUGAACCAGCCAAAUAUGCUGUGAGGAGAAGAGUCUACAUGGGUCCUGUGGACUCGCAACCAGACAAUGCUGCAGUCAGUGUCAGUGUCAAGCAGCCAGGCAUUAAGAAGAGCUUAGAGAAUGCGGCCCCACCCCAGAGGCCAGUGCCAGUCAUCAGAACUGGCAAGCAUGAGUACGCCGGACCAUUUAAAACUAGGGCCACACCUGAAACGAGGGCUCCUGAAUCUGUGACCUUUGACCCUGAGCGCAUCAGUGCUUGGCUGGGCCAGACACAUCAACUUUGUUCUAAAGCUGUACAGACAGAGCAUGAUCCACAGGCGCGCUCCAGUUUUUCAUCUCUGCCAUUCGGAAAGGAGGAGGAAGGAGAGGAGUAUCAAGAGAGCGUGCUCCCCCAGAGACGCCCCCACCCACCGCACACGUGCUUCACCCCCUGCCCAUCCCAGUCAUGUGACCUCCAGCAUCACUCUUACCAACGUCACGAAGACCCACAGAGGCAGCAGGAGAGACUUUGUUUCCCUGACUCUUUGGAGGACAACACCCAUGCAAAGUCGAGUCGUGAACUGUGUGGACCGAAGGCUUCUGCUGGCAGCUUAUGGCACAGUGACUCCUGGCUUUUGGGGCCCUUGAGGUUUUUUAACAUGCGAAAGGCCUCGGCACCCCUGCUGGUCCUCCUAUUUGCCCUGUUGCUUGCUGUGGUGAUCUGGCCCCUCAUCAUGCUCUACAAUACCUCAUGUCAUCAGUCCAAUACUCUGACCCGCUCAUUUCACUUGGCCCUACAUUACAAAGGACCCCCUCCCACCUGAGGACACAAGCAAUAAUGGCAAAAAGUUUAGUAAGCGCACUCGGGAUUGUUUUGGGGUUGUUGUUGGUCUAUAUAUCCAUUUAGAUGCAUGACCAGGGUUGCUUUGGUCAUGGAUUGUACAAAAGUGUCCUUAAGUGCCAUCCAUAAGAUUUAAAUAUGGUCGGACUCGAGGCCAUCAAAACUUAGUGCAAGCUAAUAUAACAAUUGCACUUAAUUCUGCUCCGACACAAAUUUUCUCACAAUGUCAGAGUGAGUUGUAUAGAACUAAAUUGAUUUGACAGCUCUGGGAUCAUCUCUGUUUAAAACUGCCAUGCUGAGCAUGUGUUCUUGAAUUUUUGACUGACGGAUUAAGCUUUUUUGGCCAACCAGUUAUUUAUAGGUUUGUUAGAGGAAAAAAAAUUAUAAUAAUUUAUAAAAAAGCAGAUUUGGUUGUGAAUGAAAGGGGUGUGUGUGUAUGCGAGUGCUUGCUUUAAGAUUUUUUUGAUAGUUUAAAAAAUAGUUUUGUACAGAAAGAAUAUAAUUGAACAUUUGUUACUGCAUUACAAUAUGCAAUAUUUGAUCAAGAACCACUGUGCUGUAUACUGUAAUCGCUGUAACAUUUAUUUUAAAAAAAGGCAUUCUGCACUGUACUGUAUCUAUACUGAUUGCAUCAGUCCAAUGAAGAAGACACACAAGCAAGCUUUAAAGCGAGUCCUUGAGCUCAUCAAGAAUUGGUUUUGCACUGUUUUCCACUUUUUAUGACUUGUGAAAUAAAAGAGAUGAGUGAAAACAAGUGGCUGGCUGUGGAUGGUGACA